UCUCAAUUUCACUGCGCUUCGUAGUUCCUACUUUGUAGUAGUAACUUUAGCUCUCUUUCUUACUACUUCGCUUCUCUCUCUCCAAUGGUGGAAUUUUCCCGCCAAGGGAAAUCCUCCAUAGCAGCUCCAUCAUCACCUUCUCCGAUUUCGCCAUGAUCAAACCUCAAAGUUAUGCAUCUUUCUAUUUCACUCUCCUCAUCUUCUUUUCUAUCUCCUCUCUCCACCCUCCCUUUCUCGAUGACGGAACCCUAACCCUAACUAACCGAUUAAUUCCGGAAUCGUCAAAUUCACGGAGAAACUACAUCGUUCGAUUCUCCGAUUACAAGGAUGCCGAAUUUCACCGAGAUUAUCUCCGACAUAGCAUCAAAUUCGAUGGCUGGGAUUGGAUCGAGCGGCGAAAUCCUGCGUCGAAGUUUCCGACUGAUUUUGGCGUCGUUUCGAUCGAGGAAUCUGUGGAAAUGGAUGUGAUUGGAGAAAUUGAGAGAUUGAAUAAGGUGAAGGAUGUAUCAGUGGAUUUGAGCUACACUAGGAGCUUGCUUGAGGAGGAUAAAUUGGAGAGAGAAAGUGGAUUGUGCGAUGUGAAGAAGCGACCUGGAAAGAUAUUUACCAAAAUGUCCUUUGAGGAGGAGGAGGAGCAAGGGAUUGGAGGUCACUGGAGCUCGAUUAGCAAUCAGACGAUUAGUUGGAGGCGACAUCUAAUGGGAAAGGGGUCUCAAGUUACAUCUUUAUUUGGCUCUGAUGUUCUGUGGGCCAAGGGAUACACUGGUGCUAAAGUAAAAAUGGCCAUAUUUGAUACAGGUAUUAGGGCAAAUCACCCACAUUUUCGCAACAUAAAGGAGCGAACUAACUGGACAAAUGAAAAAACGCUAAACGACAAUCUUGGACAUGGGACAUUUGUUGCUGGAGUUAUUGCUGGCCAAGAAUCAGAAUGCCUUGGAUUUGCUCCAGAUACUGAAAUUUAUGCAUUCCGUGUAUUUACUGAUGCACAGGUGUCAUACACAUCAUGGUUCCUUGAUGCUUUCAACUAUGCUAUUGCAACUAAUAUGGAUGUGCUUAAUCUGAGUAUUGGUGGGCCUGAUCACUUGGAUCUUCCAUUUGUGGAGAAGGUUUGGGAAUUAACAGCAAACAACAUAAUUAUGGUGUCUGCAAUUGGUAAUGAUGGACCACUUUAUGGUACAUUGAACAAUCCUGCUGAUCAAAGUGAUGUCAUUGGAGUUGGUGGUAUAGACUAUACAGAUCACAUUGCAUCAUUUUCUUCACGUGGCAUGAGCACCUGGGAGAUUCCACAUGGAUAUGGGCGUGUGAAGCCAGAUGUUGUAGCUUAUGGACGUGAUAUUAUGGGAUCAAAAAUCAGUACAGGCUGUAAAACUUUGUCAGGCACUAGCGUUGCAAGUCCUGUUGUUGCUGGAGUGGUGUGCUUGCUAGUCAGUGUCAUUCCGGAGAGCAACAGAAAGCACAUCCUGAAUCCGGCUAGCAUGAAGCAAGCACUGGUUGAAGGAGCUGCCAGGCUUUCUGGUCCGAAUAUGUAUGAACAAGGUGCUGGGAGGGUUGACCUGUUAGAAUCUUAUGAAAUCUUAAAGAAUUAUAAACCACGGGCAAGCAUCUUUCCUAGCAUGCUUGACUUCAUGGAUUUCCCUUAUGCAUGGCCUUUCUGUCGUCAACCACUCUAUGCUGGUGCUAUGCCUGUCAUCUUCAAUGCUACUAUUUUGAAUGGUAUGGGUGUGAUUGGCUAUGUUAAUGAAUCACCAACCUGGCAUCCCUUGACUGAGGAAGGAAAUCUUCUUAGCGUCCAUUUUGCUUAUUCAGAGGUUAUUUGGCCAUGGACUGGAUACUUGGCACUCCGCAUGCAAAUUAAGGAGGAAGGUGCACAGUUCCAUGGAGUGAUUGAAGGAAAUGUGACUGUUAAGGUCUAUAGUCCACCUGCUCAAGGUGAGAAAGCAGUAAGAACUAGCACAUGUGUUCUUCGAUUGAGAUUGAAAGUUGUUCCAACUCCUGUAAGAUCCAAAAGGAUCCUGUGGGAUCAGUUUCACAACAUUAAAUACCCACCUGGCUAUAUACCUAGAGAUUCUUUGGAUGUCCGCAAUGAUAUCCUGGAUUGGCAUGGGGAUCACCCGCACACAAAUUUUCAUACUAUGUUCAAUAUGUUAAGUGAUGCUGGAUACUAUGUUGAGAUCCUUGGUUCUCCACUUACAUGCUUUGAUGCUCGCCAGUAUGGAACACUCUUGCUUGUUGAUCUUGAAGAAGAAUAUUUUGAAGAAGAGAUAAAUAAAUUGAGGGAGGAUAUUUUGAACACUGGUUUGGGUUUGGCUGUAUUUGCAGAGUGGUAUAAUGUUGAAACAAUGGUUAAGAUGAGAUUUUUUGAUGAUAAUACGCGGAGCUGGUGGACCCCAGUUACUGGUGGUGCAAAUGUUCCUGCAUUGAAUGACCUUUUGGCCCCAUUUGGAAUUGCAUUUGGUGAUAAGAUCCUUAAUGGUGAUUUUACAAUUAAUGGUGAGCAAAGUCGGUAUGCUUCAGGAACGAACAUACUAAGGUUUCCAGCUGGUGGAUACACUCACAGUUUUCCUCUUCUAGAUAGGUCAGAUGGCGGAACCGCUCAGAAUGUACUAACAUCUAAUUUGAUGAAGGAAAGCUCACCUAUUCUCGGUUUUCUGGAGGCUGGUGAAGGCCGGAUUUCAGUUUAUGGAGAUUCAAAUUGUCUUGACAGUAGUCAUAUGGUUACUAAUUGCUUUUGGCUGCUGAAAAAAAUGUUGGAUUUCACAAGUGGGAAUAUCAAGGAUCCAGUGCUUUUCUCGGGAUCUGCUAGACAAGUUGCAUCCUUGUAUAUUGAUGAUAAACAAUUACCAUCUCGUAGGACCGAUGUGAAUUUCUCAGCUUAUUCAGCUGUCAUGGGGAAGGAAUUAUUAUGCAGGGCUGAUUCUAGGUUUGAAGUAGUGGGAACUAAAGGUUAUAAUAUACAGGUUAGGGGAAGAAACAGAAAACUGCCUGGCUAUCAUGCUAUUGAUAUGGGGAGAAGCUCAAAUUCCAGCUUUGAUGCCUCAGAGUUGAAAGUUUACAGUACAUUUCCCCAGAAAAUAGGCGAUUCAUUCAGUAACAAGUAUUUUGGUCUCUUUUAUACAGAUGAGCUUGACAUGCCUGUGCUGGUUGCUAGUCAUUGGCUUGUACCUGCCAUAAUUGCUGCUUCUGGUUUCUUGCUUUUCUUCAGUUUUUGGCGAAUCAGGCAAAAGCGACGGCGGCGGAGGAAAGGAUCAGGCUCUGGUAGAUAUCCUAAUGUGUAAUAAUAGUUGGUGGAAAAAGUUUUGUAGCAAAGGUAUAGUACCUGAGAUUGAAGUACAGCUAGCUGUUAGGAUCUGUAUUUGAAACGGAAAUGUAGAUUAGUCUUUUUCAUAGUUUGGUAGCUUUUGAGAUCUCAGAUCGAACCAACAUUAUGGUACAUUGUAAGCCUAUCGAAAAUCACACAAGUAAAAAAUCUGUUGGACAGUUAUCAA
Molecule: messenger RNA, 3485 nt
Organism: Beta vulgaris subsp. vulgaris (sugar beet)
Lineage: Eukaryota; Viridiplantae; Streptophyta; Magnoliopsida; Caryophyllales; Amaranthaceae
Product: subtilisin-like protease SBT6.1
Exons: 10
Coding region: 153-3275 (1040 amino acids)
Biological process (GO): proteolysis
Cellular component (GO): Golgi apparatus
Molecular function (GO): serine-type endopeptidase activity
Source: RefSeq, a predicted model, not a curated record